Messenger RNA from Pyrus x bretschneideri (Chinese white pear), 911 nucleotides. RefSeq lists its product as uncharacterized. The record is from RefSeq and is a predicted model, not a curated record. Lineage: Eukaryota; Viridiplantae; Streptophyta; Magnoliopsida; Rosales; Rosaceae. Gene Ontology annotation, cellular component: chloroplast thylakoid membrane; chloroplast inner membrane. Bases 163 to 648 code for a protein of 161 amino acids. The transcript has 5 exons.
UAAUCAACAUUGGAGAGAAGCAGCAUUGCAUUGUUAUUACCGAACCAAUUAAACAAGUCGUCUUCUUCUUCUCCUCCCAACACAAGAGUCGAACAACACUCGUUUCCACUCUCUUUGUUGGUGAGGUGUGGCGUGCAAAAUCCAGACCUCAAAGCAUUAAGCAUGGCUGCGGUUUCGAAUUCGCUGGCUUUGACAGGAUCUUCUCUGAAACCAUCACAACAGUAUCUUGGGAGUGUGACCCCGACAAACUUUUCACUGAAUGCAAAGCUUAUUGGGAAAGUUCAACUUUCUAACUCCAAGCGGUCCAUCUCAGUUCAGGCUGCAUAUAGUGAUGGUGGCAGGUCAAACAGUUCAAGCAUCUUUGUCAGUGGCUUUGUAUUGGGAGGACUUAUAGUUGGCACACUGGGUGCUGUGUAUGCACCUCAGAUCAGUAAAGCACUGGCUGGAGCUGACCGAAAGGAUCUGAUGAGAAAAUUGCCCAAGUUCAUAUAUGAUGAAGACAAAGCUCUGGAGAAAACACGAAAAGUACUGGCUGAGAAGAUAGCGCAGCUAAACUCUGCAAUUGAUGAUGUUUCUGGUCAGCUCCGACCAGAGGAUGACCCAGAUGAAGUACCUGUGAACUCGGAAGAAGUUGAAGCUUACCUGUGAACUCGGAAGAAGUUGAAGCCGUCGUAUGAGUCCUCUGAAUUUCGUGUAUUUCAGCGUUUCGAUAUUUUUCUCAAUAAUCAGUGUAGUGUUUCUUUUCUGUGGGAGCUCAUAGUUCUGGUAAUGUAAUUGUACCCGCUGUGAUCCUAAGAUUGCUAAUAUUUGGACAACGCCAAAUAUAGGAUUCUUCUCCUUUUCAAUUGUAUUUUGGUUAGCUUGUAAUUUGUACUGUAAAAAUAAUAUUUGGGAUAAGGCUUUGUUGUUGA